Molecule: messenger RNA, 4462 nt
Organism: Salvelinus fontinalis (brook trout)
Lineage: Eukaryota; Metazoa; Chordata; Actinopteri; Salmoniformes; Salmonidae
Gene: tbc1d1
Product: TBC1 (tre-2/USP6, BUB2, cdc16) domain family, member 1
Exons: 21
Coding region: 75-4406 (1443 amino acids)
Source: RefSeq, a predicted model, not a curated record
AGGAGGGAAAGGAGGAAGAGGUUCGAUACAGACUGACUCUGGUUGGCUGUCUCCCGGUCCAUCCCCUCACCACCAUGGCCAUGCUGCCCUGGGUCGUGGCUGAGAUCGGGAGGCCUCGGCCUGGGGAGAGAGAAAAGGCCUUAGGUGGUCGGCCGCCUGGAAGUCCUGCAAGUAGAGACACACGCACCGGAACCGGACACACACGCACCGGAACCGGACACACACGCACCGGAACCGGACACACACACACCGGAACCGGACACACACGCACCGGAUCCGGACACACACACACCGGAACCGGAGGUGGACUUUCGGAAGUGGAGAGCGUUUCCUCACGACGACACCAGACGGUGUGUCUGUGUGUGUCCGCCUCGUGGGUGCGGUGUGUGUGGACGGAGGAGGAGGAGGAGUUGGAGAGGGACAGGCGACCGUGGGACCCCCUCACUCACACUGUGUUGUUUGAGUGCCGGCCGCACCGCCUCACCAAGCUCCUCCACAACAGCAGGGAACCGCGUAGCUUUGGUUGUCUGGUUCGAGACACACAUCUCUGUUACUGCUACGUCUUCCAAUGCCAGGACUGCACCAAGGUCCCUGAGAUCAUCAGUACACUGCGUCAGGCUGGGAAGAGCUCGGCGCGCAACGAUGACCUCACAGCGCCCAAACCCGCCGCCUCUUCCUCAGAAGACUGUACUUCCUCCGCGUCGUCCACCGGUGCCAUCUGCGCGGCCACCAUGUUCGCUAAGAGGUUUGAGGUUCUGUUCUGUGGACGAGUGACCGUCGCUCACAAGAAAGCGCCGCCCGCCUUGAUUGACGAGUGCAUCGAGAAAUUUAGCCAAUCCAUAGGGGCCGCGGGCGGUCCUAAACCAGGAAGUGGCGGUGGAUUGGUGGACGGGCUGCGGAGAGCUCUACCGACGCUCACGCGUAACGGAGGAACGGGGGACGGAGAGGUCACGGGAGGAGGAUACGGUGCCUCUAGUGGUGGGAGGCCGGUGGUGCUCCAACCAGACCCUGGGUUCCCCUGCCUCUGGGCCCUGGAUGGGAACGGUCUCUCACCUGAACUACACACACACACCGCUGGAGUACAGCCCACCAGCCUACAGGACAACAGGACCAUGCUGAUCAUGGUAACCACACACACACACACACACACACACACACACACACACACCGCUGGAGUACAGCCCACCAGCCUACAGGACAACAGGACCAUGCUGAUCAUGGUAACCACACACACACACACACACACACACACACACACACACACCGCUGGAGUACAGCCCACCAGCCUACAGGACAACAGGACCAUGCUGAUCAUGGUAACUACACACACACACACACACACACACACACACACACACACACACACACACACACACACACACACACACACACACACACACACACACACACACACCGCUGGAGUACAGCCCACCAGCCUACAGGACAACAGGACCAUGCUGAUCAUGGUGGGCCGGUCUCAGAUCUUCCUGGUCAGUCCAGACACUAAGAAGGUUGCCAUAGAGAAGAGCUUCAGAGAAAUAUCUUUCUGCUCACAGGGUAUUCAUCAUGUGGAUCACUUUGGGUUCAUCUGUAGAGAGACAGUAGAAGGAGGGAGCUGUUCGUUCGUCUGUUAUGUCUUCCAGUGUACUGAUGAAUCCCUGGUGGAUGAGAUCAUGUUGACUUUAAAGCAGGCGUUCUCUGUGGCCGCCCUGCAGCAGAGUGUAAGGACCAGGAGCCAGCAGUGCGACAGUUGCCCCAUGCAGCAACUGCACAGGCUGUGUGAGCGGAUAGAAGGUCUCCCCCCGUCUAAAGCCAAGCUGGAGUGUCAGAAACAUCUGGCCACGUUGGACAACCAGGAGCAAGCUGCAGUGUUCGAGAACACUGUGAGGGCCAGUCCUAGGAGUGACCAGGAGGAGAAUGAAUUGGUGAUGGGGUCUUUGAGGAGUCUGUAUGAAGCGAAACAGAGGAGUCAUCAACACACAGAUCACAGACCGGUACCAGAGGCUCCAGCCCCAGUAGAGGUCCAGUCCAGUAGCAGACAGAGAUUAGAGCAGUUUAAAACCAGAGCUAAACGCUCCCUCACAGAGUCACUGGAGGGCAUCUGGAAGGGAAGUAGCAAAGCCAGGGCUCAGAGAGACAACAGUGACGGAGACAUCAGUUCAUCAAACUCAACACUGAACUCUACUGGACAGGACCCCUCCCUAGAAGACCCCCUCCCCUCCUCCAAUCCUCUGCGGUCUCACAACUCUACAGGGGACCUGAAACGUCUGGACACCUCUCCUCUCUCCGUCUCUCCUUCCGUCUCAUCCCUCUCUCUGUCUUCCCGGGACACACAGUCCCAGCCACAUGGCUUCAGGCGGAGAGCCAGCACCUUCAGCCACUCCCCUUCCUACCACGAUCUCUCCACUUCCUACCCUGACCACACCCCCUCGUAUACACACACACCCCAGGUCCACAGCGGCUCCACCAAGCCCAAACUGGUCCGUCACUACUCCGUUAGCACCGACACUCCGCACCAGAGCAAUCCUCUGGGUGGUCUGCGUGCUCGUCUCCACUCCUCCUCCUCCGUUCCUAACUUCCUCAAACUCCUCGCUCCUGUCCACGAGAGCCACCCCUGUGACUUAGACAAGAGUGACGUAGCAGCCCUGUCCAGUCCGGUAGCAGUGUGUGUGGUAGGAGACAGUCCUCUACGGAGACACUCCUGGAGACAACAGAUCUUCCUACGCGUCGCUACCCCUCAGAAAAACACUGACAGCAAUGACAGGGGUGACUGCUCCUUAGACGGUAGGGGCGUGUCUGUGGGCGGGGUUGCAGACGGAUCGCUGGGCGUGGUUCCGGAGGAGAGGAAGAAACGUGGCCGAGCAGAACUGAGAGAGCUGUGGAGGAAUGCGGUCCUACAACAGAUACUACUACUGAGAAUGGAGAGAGAGAACCACAAGAUACAGGCGUCGGAGAGUAAGCGUUUGCGUCUGGACUAUGAAGAGAUAACUCCUUGUCUGAAGGACGUCACGCUGGUCUGGGAGAGCAUGCUGGGAACACAGGCCAGGUCGAAGGUCAAGUUCAACAGCGACACUGUCCACGCUGCUGUCGGACAAGGAGUUCCUCGGCAGUACAGAGGAGAGGUGUGGAAGUUACUGUCAGAGCAGUUUCUGUUGAGACAAACGUUUCCUGUCAGACUUCCAGCCAACAACAGGCCUUAUAAGGAACUGCUGAAACAGCUGACCUCUCAGCAGCACGCCAUCCUCAUCGACCUGGGUCGUACCUUUCCAACUCAUCCUUAUUUCCAGGCUCAGUUGGGGUCUGGUCAGCUGUCUCUCUAUAACCUCCUGAAGGCCUACUCUCUACUGGACCCAGAGGUGGGAUACUGUCAGGGUCUCAGCUUCGUAGCAGGAGUGUUGUUGUUACACAUGGGAGAGGAGGACGCCUUCAACAUGCUCAAGUUCCUCAUGUAUCAUAUGGGGCUCCGCAAGCAGUACAGACCUGACAUGAUUAUACUACAGAUUCAGAUGUACCAGCUGUCCCGUCUCCUCCAUGACUACCACAGAGACCUCUAUGUCCAUCUGGAACAACAUGAGAUAGGACCGUCUCUCUACGCUGCUCCCUGGUUCCUCACCGCCUUCGCCUCGCACUUCCCUCUGGGCUUCGUAGCCAGAGUGUUUGACAUGUUGUUUCUCCAGGGGUCGGAGGUGAUCUUCAAGGUGUCACUAAGUCUUCUGGGUAGUCACAAGCCCUUGAUCCUACAGCACGACAGCCUGGAGUCUAUAGUGGAAUUCAUCAAGACUACAUUACCUAACCUUGGACUGGUCCAGAUGGAGAAGACCAUCAACCAGGUGUGUGAGAUGGACCUUUCCAAUCAGCUGCAGGCGUACGAGGUGGAGUACCACGUCUUACAGGACGAGCUGUGUGACACGCCCGCUCACCUCAACCAAUCGCAGCGCACCGCCCAGCUGGAACGCACCAAUCAGAGCCUCCGACAGCAAAACCUCGACCUGCUGGAGGAACUGCAGGUGUCCCAGGCUCGUGUGUGUCGUCUGGAAGGUCAGGUGGAGGGUCUGGUCCAAUCAGAGGCUCUGCUGAGAGAACAGGUGUUUGAGCUGGAGGAGAAGAGGAGCGGACUGCGGAGCUCCGUCACACACCUACACACACUCCUCACCGCGCUGGGAAUACACACACACACGGCGCACGGAGACUUCAACCUGGACCCGCACACACACUCCGCUACCGACACGGACGGACCGGGAGACGGACCGGGAGACGGACCGAGAGACGGACCGGGUGUGGAUGUCCCCACCAGAGAGGGGCCAAGGCUGGGUAACUCACCCCAGAGAGAGGGGCCCAGACUGGGGCAAGGGACAGCGAUGUCCUCCCCUCUCCUCCCUCAUCCACUGGCUCUACCAGAACACUGAAUGUUCUCCCAGAGGACUGUUCUCCUGUACUGAACUGUAGAAAUGGGGGGGGGGGG